Messenger RNA from Alternaria conjuncta, 714 nucleotides. RefSeq lists its product as uncharacterized. Lineage: Eukaryota; Fungi; Ascomycota; Dothideomycetes; Pleosporales; Pleosporaceae. The record is from RefSeq and is a predicted model, not a curated record. The coding region runs from base 1 to 714 and encodes 237 amino acids. The transcript is spliced from 2 exons.
AUGGAUGAGGAGGGUUACAGGCAGUAUUUCGAAACGCUUCUGUCCAUCAAGAAGAAAAGGGGUUUUAUGCUGACUAUUCGUGUCCUCCAAAAAUACGUUAGGCUCAACGUUUGGCAGCGAAUCUUCGACAUGUGUAGGGACACAGUCGCCAUCUUUGAGAAAGAGGGGGCUCGUGUGCGGGUCCAGUUCGUAUAUAACAGCUUUCACCCUCGUCGAGUACCGAAAUAUGACAUGCUCCCCGGUCUGAGGCAUCCAGAAUCCAACUGGCGAGAGGAUGCAGUGCGCUUCUUUGACAACGCUACACGUCUGUGCGAUAUACACAGGGCUUAUCGUAUUGAAAACAACGAUGAUUAUGACCCCACUUUACAUCCCGACGAUGGCGAUACCCCUUACGAGACCGAUGAGAAUAUCUACGGUGAUGAAGUCGAUAGCAACGACAGUGUUGAACUCUAUCGUCAAGAUGAUCGAGGACAUCAACUAGGUGCUUUGUCUCCGCCACAUCAGUACGGAAGUGAUUUCAUACAAUGGAAGAACGACCUGUUAGACGAUCUCGAUAUGGAAGAGAGGAAAGGGAUCAAAGAUUCGUACGACUACUGGGCCGACUUCGACCCGCCCAGCUGGGUGGGUGUCUCUCCCGAGCCUGAGUACGUAGAUGGACCUGGGUACGACACAGUUUCAGGUUCCGAUUCAGAAGGCCAGAAUAGCAUCACGUGA